Molecule: messenger RNA, 2948 nt
Organism: Girardinichthys multiradiatus
Lineage: Eukaryota; Metazoa; Chordata; Actinopteri; Cyprinodontiformes; Goodeidae
Gene: pnisr
Product: PNN-interacting serine/arginine-rich protein
Exons: 12
Coding region: 167-2647 (826 amino acids)
Cellular component (GO): presynaptic active zone; nuclear speck
Molecular function (GO): RNA binding
Source: RefSeq, a predicted model, not a curated record
AUAUCUUUACCGCUUCAACAACUUGAAUUUAACAUUCCCGGUAUCCCGUGAAGGCAGCAUAGCUUCGCUUCCUCAGAGCAGCUCCUCAGUGACUGCAGCCAUUUUGAUUUGAGCCGCAUCUCCGGAGAGAAGCUGACUGAAAAAGGUGUUAGUGCCGAGAGGAGUGAUGUGGGACCAGGGAGGACAGCCGUGGCCGCAGUGGCCUCUCAGCAGCCAGCAGCAAUGGAUGCAGUCUUUCCAACACCAGCAUGACCCAGGUCAAGUGGACUGGGCUGCUCUGGCACAGGCCUGGAUAGCCCAGAAGGAGUCAACAGGAACACAACAGCACAACAUCCAGCCUAAUGGCCAGGACAUCCCCGGCCUUGAAUCUGCUCCACCGCCUAACCAUGGAGCUUUUCAGGGUGAACCAGCAUUUGGAAGGAUGUGGCAACCAGAGUGGGGAAUACAUGGUCAACCCCCUCCUCCACCGCCGCCACCACCACCCCCCCCUGAGCAGCCCUGGAUCCCUCCAGGGUCAGGACCGAUGGAUGUGGUGACCCCAAGUGAGGACAGCAACAGCCAGGACAGCGUGGAGUUCAACUCUGAGGCCCACCACGGGGUUUACCCCCAGAACAGCCAUGGGUAUGGGGCACAGCCCGACAGCUACGCCAUGGCCCCCAUGGCCAUGAACCAGUUUGAUUACCAGCAUGGUGCAGCUCCAUCAUUCGCUCCAACUGCCACAGGAUUUCACUCUCCCUACUGGCAGGGUCCUCCUCAGAACAGACGAGAUACCCGACCGCCUGGGUUUAGAGACCGGCCCAGAUCCCCUAUCCAGCUCCCCGUCAAACCUCCAGAGGCCCCAGCACCUCUAGACGCCGUAAAACGACGCACAUUGCCGGCAUGGAUCCGAGAGGGUCUGGAGAAGAUGGACAGGGAAAAGCAGAAGAAGCUGGAGCGUGAACGAAUGGAAAAGCAGCGUGCAGAAAUGACAAAGGAUGAUGGGAAGGAGCACAAGGCCAACGUCGACGGGGAUGGGCCUCGUUUGCCCCGCAAGAGUAAAUUUGAUAGCGAUGAUGAGGGCAAUGAAGACCAUGAGAACGAAGAGAAGAUCACCAUCAAAAGAGAAUUUUCCACCCGGAGCCCGUCUCCGCCUGCAGAAGACAGUGAACCAGAACUAACUGAUGAGUUAAAGGAAGAGCUGUUGAUGGGCAUCACUAAAACUCUUCUGACAGAGAUCCUCCUAACAGUCACCAAUGAAGAGAUCCUGCAUGUUGCCAGAGACACCCACAGAAAAGCCACUCGAGCUCCUGCAAAACAGCUGGCACAGUCAAGUGCACUGGCUUCUCUGACUGGUCUCAGCGGGAUUGGCGACUAUGGCUCAGAUGAAAGUGAGGACGACGGUGGCCGCAGUGCCAGAGGAUCUGACUCUUCCGACACGGAUGAGGAAGAACUGCACCACCGUAUCCGAGUGAAGCAGGAUGCUUUCCGGCGAAAAGAGCAAGAAAUGCAAGAAAAACUAGCACAAGAGACUCUGCUAGCACGGGAAGAGAUGGUGAAGGAGAGAUUGAGCAGAGAAAAGGGGGAAUACAAUGAGGGUCACUUAGAAAAUGCACAUAAACAGGAAGUGAAUGAGAGGGAGCCAGAGUCCUUGGUAGAUAGGCGUAGGUCUCGCAGCGAUGAGGGCAAGCAUUCAGGCAGGGGGAAGGAACAAUCAAGACGAGGUGGCAGUGAUUCGCCAACCAAUGGUCACAGUAGCAGCUCCCGCUCCACCUCCAGCCGCAGCAGCUCCCACUCAUCCUCUACAUCCUCGUCUUCCUCGGCAUCUUCUCGUAGCUCUUCUCGAUCCUCUUCCCCACGACGGAAGAGAAGGCGUAGUCGCUCUUCAUCCCACAAGGCCCGCCGGCGCAGCCGCAGCCAUAGCUCUCACAGGCAUCGCAGUGAGAAGGGCAGGGAGAGGAGGAGGAGCAGUGCAGAGCGAUCAGGUCGUCACAAGAGGGAGCGCAGUGCUUCCAGAGAGCACAGGAGCCGCAGGAGUAGAUCCCGAUCCAGGGAGAGAGACAGGGAUAAAGGCAGGGGUAGGGGCAGAGACAGCCGCAGUCGCAGUCGCAGCAGAGACAGAGGGAGGGAUAGGGAGAGGAAAAGGAGCCGGGAGCGCAGGGACAGCAGUCACAAUCGGAGCAGUAAACAUAAACAAAAGGCCUCCAGCAGAGAUGGGGAGAGGAGGAGAGACAGAAGUCGAAGCCAUGAAAAAGAUAAGAAAAAGAAGGAUAAAGACAAGGACAGGGAAAAAGAUACUGACAGAAAGAAAGAAAAGCCUAGAUCUAAAGACAAGGAGAAGGAAAAAGAAAGAUCUGUUACAGAGAACGACAAGGCAAAGAAAAGGAAAGGGAGUGACUCAUUCACAGACUCUCAGUGUGAAAAACGCUCUCGACAAGAUAGCAAAACCUCCAGGAAGGGCUCCAGCAAAGCUAGCAAGAGGCGCUCAGACUCCGACUCAAGUAGAUCCCCCUCCCCCGAAGUUAGCAAGGAAAGAAAAUCUAAGAAAUCCAAACGUAGUCGUUCAAGGUCGGUGGAAAAAUCUCACAAGUCUGGUAAGAAGGCAAGCCGCAAACACAAGUCUAAGUCACGAUCAAGGUCGACAUCCCCGUCCCAUCGAAGCAAACGCUGAGGAGCACAGUCGACGUCUGGAUCUGUGCAUUUAACCGCUUAAAAUUCCAUGAGUUGAGCAGGCUUGUCUCAUUAUAGAGGCAGUUGUGUAGGUGAACACCCCCCUCAUACAUUUCUUUUUAUUGUAAAUACGCUGUAAUUUUUUUAAAGUGUGGCUGAUGAACAAUACAUUUUGAAUGGUAGAUUUCAGUAUGCAGAGUUUAAUCACACUAAAAUCUGAAGUUGUAUCAUUUUAAAACAUAAGAUAAAACAUUUUCCCCUCACUUUGUUGUAAGAUGUCCAAUAAAACCAUUUCUUCCUUG